Molecule: messenger RNA, 693 nt
Organism: Mus caroli (Ryukyu mouse)
Lineage: Eukaryota; Metazoa; Chordata; Mammalia; Rodentia; Muridae
Source: RefSeq, a predicted model, not a curated record
AGGAGUGCGGCCUUCUUCGCCCCGGGCCCCUCAUGGCCUCGGCCUGCGCCGGGUGAGCCCGAGGGGCCCGGGAGCAGCCUCGGUCCCUACCCUGCGGACGCCAGGAGCCCUCGCCCUAGAGGCAGCCACCGGCCAAGCCACAUGGCCAUUCCGCAGCGACUCUUGCCCUGUCAACGAUGCGCCUGCAUGGCGGCGGCCUCCCCGACUCCACUGGCGCCCUGCUCUCCAGGGCCGGGCCCACGAGGAGCCCCAGCCAGGCCUUCGAGGACGCCUCGAAAGUGGCGGCGAGCGUGGUGUGGUGGGAAGAAUGCCGGCCACCUGAAGGCCAAGGCUGGGCCUUCGGGGCUUCUGCGGCCUGAGGCGGCGGGUCUGAGCAAGAACACUCUGCCAUCGCCAGCACAGGACGGGAGGCCCGCCCGUGGCCGAGCACGCAGACCUGGAUGAACCGAGGCCUGGNUGGACCUGGACGAAGGUGAGCGGGCCCCGAAUCACGGCGAGAGGAACGAUCGAUCCUUGGGCCGCGGGUCUUCCCUCCACCAGAGAGAAGCCGAGACGCGACAACCGCAAGCGGCCAAUCGGAAACGCUGUCGCCGUAGAAGGCCUGUGUAUAUAAUAUGAAAAAGCUGCUCUCAACCUUUCCCCCGACCCUUUUUAGACUUCUGGCUAAAUCUGGACGUCUAACUGUAGAGAUUG